Molecule: messenger RNA, 2056 nt
Organism: Oreochromis aureus
Lineage: Eukaryota; Metazoa; Chordata; Actinopteri; Cichliformes; Cichlidae
Gene: ckap4
Product: cytoskeleton associated protein 4
Exons: 2
Coding region: 137-1666 (509 amino acids)
Source: RefSeq, a predicted model, not a curated record
AAAGACACGAAGCGCUCACUGAUACGCUGCUGGUCCAGUCAGUGGGACUGGACUGAAAAGCCUCUCCAUCCACGACUGCAAAACCAGCAGCCCUCUCUCUCUCACACACACACACGUCUCAAAGCUCCCGCUAACCAUGACUGCGAAAAAGCCAAAGAAUAGCGACAAGAGCGCCGCAUCCAGCCAAGAAGAUGCGCCGAAGAAAAGCCAAAAGAGCAGCCACAACGGAGCGAGUGCCCCCGGACCUCAGGGGUCGCCACGGUCAGGCAGCUGCCUGAGUCUUCUUGUGACCACGGUGUUUUAUAUGGCGUUAAUAGGUGCUGCAGGAUUCGCUGCUUUUCACGUACAACAAGUGCUGGAUGAAGUCCGCCAGACGAACGCAAAACACGAGGAGAGCGCACGGCAAAGCGCAGAACUGAGCGGCAAAGUGGAAAGUGUCGUUCAACAGGUGGAGUCUCUCAGGGGUGUUGUGGAUGGGCUGGAGUCAUCUCUGGGGAUCACACGGGUGGAGCUGGAGGGGGCCAUCAGUCGAAUGAAGAGAGGCGAGGUGGAGACGAGGAGAGUGGAGGAGGCCCUUCAGAGGCUCCAGAAUGAUAUACUCAGGGACCUUUCGGAGGGUAUCAAGGAAGUGAAAGAGGCUCGAGAGAAAGACUUCUCCUCUCUGGAGAAGACUAUUGAGGAGCGCCUGGCUGAGGCCAGUCAGUCCAUUAAAGCCAGCGUGGCAGAGUUCACUGAAGCUCAGAGUGAGGCGCAGAGCCAGCUGGCUGAUCUUAAAGCCCGCCUGGGUGACAUCGAAGACCCCGCUCUCAUCAAACAAGAGCUGUCGGCCAUUGUUGAUGCUGUAGCUGAAAUUAAAACAGCCAAAGAUGCAGCUGACUUGUCAGGUGAUUCCCUCAGACAGCAGAUCAGUGCAGUGAGGGAAGAGCUCCAGACUCGCAACCGAGAGGUGGCCUCAGUGUCUCAGGAAAUUGAGACAGUGAGAAAAGUAAUGCAAGACACCACUGGGAAUCUGAGGGAGACUCUGUCUUCAACCGAGGCUUCGCUUCAGGCUCUGAAGGACAAGGCUGUGAUGCUAGAGAGUGGCAUGGAGCAGUUUGUCGGUUCUGUUCGUAAUGUGGAGGAGCAAGUGAAUGAAGCAGCUACGCAGGCCCUGCUGAGAACUGAUGACCUUGCAGCCAGAGUCAAAGCAUCGGAGGAGAACGUAGUCUCAAUGUCUGCGUCAGUGUCAGACAUCAACUCCAAAGUACAAUCGCUGUUUGACAAACAUGAUGCACAUGAGAGCAGUUUGGCUGCACAGGGGAAAGCUGUGGAGGACAUUAAAAGUAAUUUGGAGCAAGAACUGGAGGCAGUGAAGAGCAGUUUGGAGGAUCUCCAGUCUAGUAUAGCUGCUCUAGAAGGAGACAAGACAGAGUUACCUUCAGCAGACUCCAGCCUGGGUGAGCAGGUGGAGGACCUGGAGAAGAGGCUCACUGCGUUGGAGGACAACAGCAGCAGGAUGAAGCCCGAGCAGCUGGAGAACUUAAGAGACAUGGUAGCUGGAUUGGAAAGCAAAGCAGCCAAGCUAGAAGGCCACGAUCAGGCUAUCGCUGCCCUGCAGGAAGCCCUGCAGAAGACCACAGAGUCACUGGCAGGCCUGUCUGAACAGCCCGACAUCACGGAGGAGUAGUUAGCAAUGUCCCAUCGGGAUGUCAGAACAUCCAACAACAGGGUCAAUAAUGAAUCCAAACGGGUGACAAGCUUUUCCUAGUUUUAAAAAGAAAGGUUUUUCAGAGUUGAUGGUUGAUGCCGUGAGGUUGCGCACUAGAAAAGAACAAACACGUGGACAGUUAGGGCAGGAGUGAGAGGGGCAGAGAUGGACUGCUGAUCUGUGAAUCCACACUCAUUCUGCACUGUACUUUUCUAUUAUUAUUUUUUUUUCAAACUCACCGUUUUUGUGCCAGUUGGCUGUUUUUAAUCUUUCUAGUGGAUCAAUAAGCCCGUUUUGAGCUCCCCGUUUUUAUUCACUUUGUUUUUUGUUUUUUUAAGAAUUAAAAAAAAAAACCUUGUUAACUCAAAA